AUGUCGCCAGUCCAAGUUCCCCGCCCUGCCUCCGAGGCGAUCGCCUCCGCCAUCGCCGCGCGCGACGCGACCAUUCCGCCAGAGUAUCUUCUGCCCAAGUCGUUCAAACUGCCCAAGAACCCGAGCGGCAUCCUCGAGUCGUCCGGGCUGCUCUCAGCGGGCGAGCUCGCGAUCGUCAACCUCGACGCGACGGGGCUCGCGGGCCAGAUUGCCAGCGGCACGGUCACCUCGGUGCAGGCCACCGCCGCGUACAUCAAGGCCGCGGCGCUCGCGCAGCAGGCGACCAACUGCCUCGUGGAGCUGUUCGCGGCUGAGGCACUCGAGCGCGCGGCCUUCCUCGACGCUGAGCUCGCUGCGGGGCGCAACCACGGCGCGUUCCACGGCGUGCCCGUCAGCAUCAAGGACCAUAUCGACGUCAAGGGGCACGACUCGCCCUCCGGCUUCCUCAGCUUUGUCGGCAAGAUGGUCGCCGAGGAGGACGCGCACCUCGUCCGUAUCCUGCGCGACGCCGGCGCAGUGUUCUACUGCAAGACGACCAACCCCCAGAGCCUGAUGCACCUCGAGACGGACAGCUACCUCGGCCUCACGAGCUGCCCGUUCAACACGGCGCUCUCGUCGGGCGGGAGCAGCGGCGGCGAGGGCGCGAUUAUCGGGUUUAGGGCCAGCCCGCUCGGCGUCGGCGCGGAUAUCGGCGGCAGUGUGCGCUCGCCAGCAGCCAACUGCGGGAUCUACUCGUUCAAGCCCAGCGUCGGCCGCCUGCCCAACAUGGGCAUGGUGUAUCCCAUCGGCCCGAAGGGCUACGAGGGCAUCCUGGGCACGCACGCGCCCAUGGGUCGCAGCGUGCGCGACAUGGAGCUGUACAUGCGCGUCUUUGCCGCGGCGCAGCCGUGGCUCCGCGAGCCUGGCGUCGAAGUCAAGCCCUGGCGCGAGGUCGAGCGCAAAGCCAAGCUGCGCAUCGGUGUUCUGUACGACGACGGAGUCGUGCGUCCCGUCGCUCCCGUGCGACGCGCACUCGACGUCGCGGUGGCCAAGCUCAAGGCGGCCGGGCACGACGUGGUCGAGUUCACGCCGUUCAAGUCGGCCGAGAACUGGAGCCUCAUUGUGGGUGACCAGUGCCGCGACGUGACACCCGCUGACAUAUCCCAGAGCAAGCUCUACUGGCCCGAGAAUGGCGCCAUGGUGCGCCGGCACCUCGCCAACUCUGGCGAGCCGAUGCGCCCCCUCACCGAGUGGAUCAUCUCGCAGGCAGGCAACAAGGAACGCACGUGGGCCGAGCUCACUGCGCUGGCCGCGCAGCGCGACUACUUCCGGUACGACUUCGGCGUGUACUGGCACCAGGCGGGGGUCGACGUCGUGCUCUCGCCCGUUGGGCCCACGCCGGCGCCGGAGCACGGCACAGCAAAGUACUGGAACUACACGUCGUACUGGAACUUGACGAAUUACCCUGCUGGCGUGUUCCCCACUGGCUUGUCCGUCGACCCCGCCCUCGACGCCGAGGACGGGUCGUACGCACCCCGAAAUGACUCCGAAACGUUCGUGUACGACAACUAUGACGCCGAGGUGUCGGUCGACGCGCCAAUCUGUCUCCAGGUCAUUGGGUUCCUCGGUCUCGAGGAGGAGACGUUGUCGGCCAUGGGAACGAUCGUGGACGUGGUUCAGAAGUAA
Molecule: messenger RNA, 1665 nt
Organism: Vanrija pseudolonga
Lineage: Eukaryota; Fungi; Basidiomycota; Tremellomycetes; Trichosporonales; Trichosporonaceae
Product: Putative amidase
Exons: 4
Coding region: 1-1665 (554 amino acids)
Source: RefSeq, a predicted model, not a curated record